Molecule: messenger RNA, 3849 nt
Organism: Haliotis rufescens (red abalone)
Lineage: Eukaryota; Metazoa; Mollusca; Gastropoda; Lepetellida; Haliotidae
Product: coiled-coil domain-containing protein 57-like
Exons: 22
Coding region: 262-3372 (1036 amino acids)
Source: RefSeq, a predicted model, not a curated record
AACCGUUCUUCCUCUAAAUGAAAACGAGGCAGGCGGUGAAUUUGUUUAUUGGGCACCUGUCAAUUUCUGUUUCAUUGAGCAGAUGAUGAGGUUUCCCGAGAUAAUGAUACAGAUGUGUUUAGUAAUGGACAAUACCACAGAAGAAACAUGAUUUAGACUAUGCACACGCCAUUCUUUCGUAAGAUUCCUCCUCCAUGAAGCUGACCUGCUGUGAUAUAACUGACAGUUGAUACAUGACGCAACACAUGUGAAAAGCACAAGAUGGCUGACCAGGACCCAGCGUCGUGGAGAGAGUUGGCAGAGCAGAAAGAGAGGGAGUGGAAGGAAGCAUCUCAGAAGAGAGUGGAGUCCCUUGAAAGGGCUUGUAGAGAGAAGGAGCAGGCUCUGGCCACCGAGAGGACGAAACUGACGAAGCUGAAGGAGGACUUCAAGUACAACCUGAAGCUGCUGGAAGAGAGGGACCAGGAGCUUCAAGCCUAUGAUGCCAACUUCACAGAACUCCGAGCCCACUUAAGUACGAAGACUGCGGAAGUGAGUGAGUUGAAGAUCCGUCUUGACGACAUGAAGAAGGCGACUCAGCGAGAGACACAGGCCAUGGUGGAGCUGCAGGCGCACUACCAGCACCGACUCCGGGAGAGACAGACGGAGGUGGACACCUUCAAGACAACUAAGGCUACAGAGCUGGACAAGGAGAGGGUGGAGUUUGAGACAUUCAGGAGGAAACUGCAGCUGAGACUGAAGGAAGUGGAGGAAGAACUGGAUACCCAGAAGAGAGAACUGUCCACAGGGUUUGAAGAGGCACUUAAAAGGCGAGAACAUGAAUUCCGUGUAAAAGCAGAUGAAAUGGGGGCCAAAGUUUUGGAGUAUGAGCUCAAGGCAAAGCUGUUAGACAAGGAGCUUGAGAUGAUGAAGUCAUCCCGGAACAAGCAGAGCGAGCAGUGCAAGGAAUCCGAGUCCCAGACGAGGCAGCUGGAGAAGGCUGUGAAGGAGAGGGACUGGGCCAUCAAGGACGUCACAGUCAUGAAGAACGCAAGAAUAUCUGAGCUGGAGACCAAGCUACGUGAGACCGAGACGGGGAUCGCCAGGUUACAGGUGGACUUCCAGCGCAAAUUUUCCGAGAUGGACUUGAUGAUGCGUGAGAAGGAAGCUGCCCUUGGCAAGGUGAAGGACGCAUGUGUUGAGCGCGAGGAGAAGCUACAGACCAAUGUCCGUGAGCUGCAGUCGCAGCUGGAGACCCAGCAGAUCGAGAUCCGACGGCUGGAGUGGCAGAACCAGGACCUCGGCAAGGACAAGGAGGUCCAAAUCACCAAACUCCGUGAAGAACUGGAGAAUCAACAGGACAAGUGGGAGCGCCACCUGGGGGAGAUGUCCCACAGUCAGGUGGCGCGAGAUGUGGAAUUGGAGGCCCUGAGAGAGAGGGAGGGCAAGUUCCAGGUCGAGCUGCAGCAGAAGAAACACGACAUUGACAGGUACAAGAGGGACCUGAGCCAGGCAGCUGAGAGAGAGGCGAGUCUGGAGAGAGGCAAGGCACAGCUGGAGCUAGACUGGCAGAGGAGGCUGGAGGAUACAGACAGACAUCAGUAUGAAAGAUCCGAGGACCUCAUCAAAAAGCUCACCUCUGCCCGAGAUCAGGCUGUAGCUGAGGUGAGGGAGAAGUUGCGGGAGAUGGAGCAGAGAGACAUGCUGAUAAACACUCUACAGCGGGACCGAAACAUCGCCAUGGCAACCCUAAAACACCAUGGAAUUCCUAUCAACAAGAACAUUAAUGUUGACAGCUCCGUGUUUGAGGAAGAGAGUCGGCAUGACCUGCUGCAGCUUCAGGACCAGAACGACAACCUCCGGGAGGUGAUACGUCAGAUGAGGGAACAGAUGGAGGAUCUGGGACAGGACCUCCCAACACAGCCAGGCAGCGCUGCUGCUCCCUCCAGAGACCAUGUGUCGAGUCUGGAGCUGGAGGUCACACAGCUCAAGCAGAAGAUGAGGAAGCUCAGGGAGGAACUUGAGGCUCACAAGAUGCCCGGGGUCGUGUCACACGCUGACAGUGAUGACGUCAUGGCCGAGGUGAAGGACAACACUGUCGUCAGGAACCACAUCCAGAUGCUGAACAAUAUGCUGGGCAGUGUGAGGAGUGAGAAGGUGGAGCUGACGGCCCAGGUCCGCAAGCAGCAGGCUCGAAUACAGUACCUGGAGAGUCGGGGGUCUCAGCUGGAGAAGCAGCCCCGUCAGAAGCAGGUGGAAAUCGAUCAGCUGCAGUAUGAGGUCAACGCUGGGAAGAGGCGGCAUGAGGCCGAGGCGGCAGGGUUGAGGUCACGCGUGUCCGACCUGGAGCAGCAGCUGGUGGAGACACGGAAGGAAGCAGAUGAAUACUACCGCAGUUCCCUGGAGAGAAACACAGAGGUCACCGCCCUCUCCAAUGAGUUGUCAGCCAUGAAGAUGGAGAUAAGUGAGAGAAGACCAGUUGUCAACUUCGGGGCACAGGAGCUGGUGAUCCAGCAGCUCCAGGAUGAGAUACUGAGACUGAAACAGAAAGGAAGUGGUAUCAGAUCCACCAUGGACACCAUGGGAAUAAUGGAGGACAGACAAGGGGAGACAACUCAAGUGUCGGAGCUUCGAGCCAAGCUGAAGCAGGCAGUGAAACAUAUCAGUCAGCUGGCCAAGGAAAAACAACAGCUGAUUGAAAUUGGGAACAGACUGAGGGCAGAGCUUAAGAAAUCUGCAGGUAGCACCCAGUCCCAACCCCCCAUCACAGCAGUACGACAUGAGACAGUGUCUCCACCUCGAUCCAGGCCUCCCAUGGAGUCCAGACCCUACUCAGACCAGUAUCACAGUAAACUACAACAGCUGGAAUCCCUGCAGUACCAGCUCACGAAACAGGAGCUGCAGUAUGCCCAGAGGCAUGUGGGGCCAGUGAUGGAGUCCACAGAUAAAUCUUUAGACGACAUCCCAACACGACAUUCAAGUAAUCCCCACACAGGACAUCUGGAGCAGACGUCCAGUUCCCUGGGGGACACACAGCAGCCCCACCCUCAAGGAGUGACCAGUGACAUGAAGCUGCUACUGAGCAUGUCGUCUGCAGGGGGAGAGUCGCUGCAGGAGAUCUGGAGGAUGCUGGACGACAGGCAGAGUCCGGGCAUCUUCACACCCAAAACACCUCGCUCCAGAGCUGAUGUUAUGAAUCCACCAUCUCCUAACAUCCGUACUUCACCACGUGUAACCAGAGAAAAGGGGCUGAGCAUAUCUGGAACUAAGACAGACCUCACCAACCGGCUAUCACCCGAGAAGAAAACGGUCUCCCAUAAAGUGAAGGAUCCACGUAGAAGUGCUCCUAAAUCAAGGAACUAUAACAUUCGAGAUGACACUUCUGUCAGAUGACACUAAACUCGACAGCUGAAAUCAUUGUUGCCAGCCAUCCUGGUCACCUUCCCAACUGGGGCAACUGUUACAUUUUGAGUCUUUCACCUGUACAUCAGCCGGUUACAUAAGGGAUGUGUCAGCUUAUCUGGCUGAGACGGCUGUAGAGGUACAAUCAUCUGGCUCCUCUUUGUCCAAAAGGAUUGAAUGACAAAUUCACAUCAAAUAUUUUACAAAAAGGGGUAGAAAACUGUUGUUUUGUGGAAGGUUCUCUCCAGCAACAGGAUGUGCAGGAUGCCAAGCUAUAUGCAGGAUCUCAAGCUAUCCUUUUCAUCUACAUACAGAAAGGAAUGAAUAUUACCAGUAGUUGUAUUCAUUACCUCAGCUAAGUGAAUUUUCUUCCACUUUAGGGGGGUAUGCCUGCAAUCUCUUGUUCUGGACUGAUGAUGCACUUGUAUGGAUGUUGCACAUUGUUACAAAUAAAGACAAUUUUAUGAG